CCAGUGGGGUCACGUGUUGCGCGCGAGCCGCCUCCCCGGCGGGCGCUUCCUGUCGCUACCGCUGCGGCCCAGGGCCCGCGGGAGCCCAGGGCGGUGCCGGGUGGGACAAGGCCGGGGUUUGGCUCGGAUUCACCGCGAGGUAUCUAGGCUGCCAUGAUGCCAGGGCCAAGACCUCGGAAGGGCCCUCAGGCCAGAGGCCAAGGAGUGGCUGCUGCCAAGCAGAUGGGGCUCUUUGUGGAGUUUGGCCCUGAGGACAUGCUGCUGGGCAUGGAUGAGGCUGAAGAUGAUGAGGACCUGGAAGCUGAGCUGCUGGCUCUCACAGGGGAAGCACAAACCACAGGCAAGAAGCCAGCACCCAAGGGGCAGGCCCCCCUGCCCAUGGCCCACAUCGAGAAGUUGGCGGCAGACUGUAUGCAGGAUGUGGAGGAGGAGGAGGAGGAGGAGGAAGGGCUGGAGGAAGAUGCAGAGCUGCUGACGGAGCUGCAGGAAGUCUUAGGUGUGGACCAGGAGACUGAGCCCCUGGAUGGUGAUGAGGUAGCUGACCCAGGCGGCUCUGAGGAGAACGGCCUAGAAGACACUGAACCUCCAGUGCAGACAGCCGUCCUGACAGCUUCAGCCCCAGCAGCUCAGGCCGGAGCAUCUCAGGGUCUACAUGCUUUGCUGGAGGAACGGAUUCGAAACUACCAAGAGGCUGUGGCCAGUGCCAAGGAGGCAGGCGAAGCAGCCAAAGCCAGGCGCUGUGAGCGUGGCCUGAAGACCUUGGAGUCACAGCUAGCCUCUGUGAGGAGAGGCAGAAAGAUCAGUGAGGAUGAGAUCCCACCUCCAGUGGCCUUAGGAAAGCGGCCCCUGGCCCCCAAGGAACCAGCCAACAGGAGCCCUGAGGCAGACCCUCCAGCUCCCCCCGUCUUGGAGUCAGACAACCCCUCCCAACCUGAGACCAGCCUCCUUGGCGUUUCUGCCCAGCCCGUUUCAGACUCAGACCCGGACCCGCGGGCCCUGCUGUCAUCCCGACAGAGAGAGUACAAAGUGGCUGCCCUCAGUGCCAAGCGGGCUGGAGAGCUAGACCGUGCCCGAGAGCUCAUGAGGAUUGGGAAGAGAUUUGGUGCUGUCCUGGAGGCCCUGGAGAAGGGGCAGCCUGUGGAUCUCAGUGCCAUGCCCCCGGCACCUGAGGAUCUGGAGCCCCGGCAGGCUUCUCAGGCCCCCACAGCACCCUCAGUCAUUCCCCCAGCCGUGGAGCGAGUCCAGCCAGUGAUGGCCCCUGAUGUCCCAGCAACCCCAGUGGCCCCUACAGAGUCACAGACAGUGCUGGAUGCCCUGCAGCAGAGGCUGAACAAGUACCGCGAGGCGGGCAUCCAGGCCCGGAGUGGUGGGGACGAGCGCAAGGCUCGGAUGCAUGAGCGAAUUGCCAAGCAAUAUCAAGAUGCUAUUCGAGCACACCGAGCAGGACGGAAAGUCAACUUUGCUGAGUUGCCUGUUCCUCCAGGAUUUCCCCCGAUCCCUGGCCUGGAGCCCACUAUGGGUGUUGAGGAGGACGCAGUGGCAGCGACAUUGGCAGCUGCAGAGAAACUGGCCUCCGCAGAGGAUACAGCCCCGGCUGAUGAAGACGAGGAUGAGGGUGAGCCCCCAGCACAGGCCCCAGUGGCCAAGAAACCUGCACGGCCCGCAGUCCCUUCAUCCCAGCGCCUGCCUGAGCCCAGGGCCUCAAGUUCUAAGGAGUCACCGAGUCCAUCUGUGCGGGAGCAGCUGGCACUGCUGGAGGCACGGAAACUGCAGUACCAGCGGGCAGCCCUGCAGGCCAAGCGCAGCCAGGACCUGGAGCAGGCCAAAGCCCAUCUGCGGGUGGCCAAAUGUCUUGAGGCUCAGAUCAUCCAGGCCCGAUCUGGCAGACCUGUUGAUCUGUCCAAGGACCUGCGACUCUCCCAGAAGGCAGAGGAGGUGUAUGCCCAGCUGCAAAAAAUGCUUCUGGAGCAACAAGAGAAGUGCCUGCUGUUCUCCAAGCAGUUCAUGCAUCAAGGCAAUGUGGCUGAGACCACCCGAUUUGAGAAGCUUGCUCAGGACUGUAAGAAACAGCUGGAGAUCCUGCAGCUGGCCCAGGCUCAGGGCCUCGACCCUCCCAGCCACCACUUUGAGUUGAAGACAUUCCAGACUGUGAGGAUCUUCUCAGAACUCAACAGCACAGAAAUGCAUCUGAUCAUUGUCCGGGGAAUGAACCUCCCAGCCCCUCCAGGGGUGACUCCCGAUGACCUGGAUGCUUUUGUGCGGUUUGAGUUUCACUACCCUAACUCGGACCAGGCUCAAAAAAGCAAAACAGCUGUGGUGAAGAACACAAACUCUCCAGAAUUUGAUCAACUCUUCAAACUAAACAUCAACCGAAACCACCGGGGCUUCAAGAGGGUGAUCCAGAGCAAAGGCAUCAAGUUUGAGAUCUUCCACAAAGGGUCGUUCUUCAGAAGCGACAAGCUGGUUGGCACAGCACACCUGAAACUGGAGCGGCUGGAGAAUGAGUGUGAGAUCAGAGAAAUUGUGGAGGUCCUGGAUGGAAGGAAGCCCACCGGGGGGAAGCUGGAGGUGAAGGUGAGGCUGCGGGAGCCUCUGAGUGGCCAGGAUGUGCAGAUGGUCACUGAGAACUGGCUGGUUCUGGAGCCCAGGGGCUUGUGAGGUGGGCAGUUCUCUGGGCCUUCAGAACCUUUGCCCCCUCCUUUUACUCAACUACUCAACUCGUAUCUGGAGAGAAAACCUAGGAGUUUCUCAUCUGUGAGAAAGACGAAGAGGCCAAACUGUUGGGUAGGGCUUAUGGGCUGAGUUUCUGAUGUUCCUCAGUAGAACUGGGAAGAGAAGGUAACCUUCCAAGGUUUAACUAUCUUUAGGAAACCCUUUCUAAAAUCUUUGUGUUUUCACUGCAGUUUAGACUGACUUCUUGUGCUUUGCACCCGUGUAGCCGAUGGCCAGCACCAGGAGAGGAGUCAGGCCGCGACUGCGCAGGAGUUGACUUUCCCAGCUUUGCUGGCUUCAGAAGCCUUUGUACAUAAGAGAGAUGCUGCUACCCAAGCACCAAAGACCUGUUAAGCAUGUGCGCUACUGACCACAACCCUAGUCUUUCCUGUUGUUGGCCCCUCUGGGGCCUCUACAGAAACAGGCUGGGUUCCAGGAGCCCAUCUCCCCGCUGUCCCCCCCUGCCCCCAGUCUGGAAGAGGGCAAGGACACCUUCGUUCCUCUGUACCAUGGAGUCCUGCAGCCCCUUAACCCCUGCGUGGCAACUGUGUACAGCUUACACCUGCCUCCAGUUGCACCACUUCUAUAGAUGUGCCUUUAAAAGAUGUAACUAUGGGAUGGGAGAACUUGAGGGUGAUCAGGAACCUCCCCUACUGAGGGUGAUGUCAGGGUUCCGUGACUCCAGUGGGCCAGUGGUAGCCUGUCCCAGACAACUCCGUCACCCCAGCUCUGCCUGUGCCUUUAUCCCUGACAGCUGCUGCACUAGCCUUCCUGCUUCCCUAAGGACCUAGUGGAGGGGGAAAGUUGUUUGUUUUUGGUACUACUUGGUGGGAAGUAAGGGGGAAGGUUGGAUCUUGGGUUUGGUCCACCCACCCAGGAAAAAAGACUGUUAACUGGAAGAAAAAAUAUAUAUAUAAAAUUUUAUGUA
This is a messenger RNA of Nomascus leucogenys (northern white-cheeked gibbon), 3640 nucleotides long. RefSeq names its product coiled-coil and C2 domain containing 1B (gene CC2D1B). The coding region runs from base 154 to 2658 and encodes 834 amino acids. Gene Ontology annotation, biological process: regulation of transcription by RNA polymerase II. The transcript has 24 exons. Gene Ontology annotation, molecular function: DNA-binding transcription repressor activity, RNA polymerase II-specific; RNA polymerase II cis-regulatory region sequence-specific DNA binding. Gene Ontology annotation, cellular component: nucleus. The record is from RefSeq and is a predicted model, not a curated record. Lineage: Eukaryota; Metazoa; Chordata; Mammalia; Primates; Hylobatidae.